GUCAACCCACCCGCCGUCCUUCUCGCUACUCGAGGUCCAGCUCGGGUAGCCGAAGAGCCGUCCGGAUGGCCGGCAGAGAGGUCGGGGGAGUCCAGGGAGAGCCUUUCUCCUUGGAGGGGUCGAUGGCGAUCAGUUUCGACGACAUUGUCAUAUACUUCUCCCCGGACGAAUGGCGGUUGCUAACCAAGGACCAGAAGCAGCUGUACUGGGACAUGCUGGAGGAAAACUACCAGUCGCUUCUUUUCGUUGGUGGAAGAUGUCCUAUCAGCCCAGAAGAAGUCGUCUCCUGGGUUGAAAAUAACGAAUAUCUGAAAAUCUGCAUGUUGUCGAGAUUCUUAGGAGACCUUCCUCCUGGUAUCCUUUUUGUAGAUAAAAAGCAACCCCAAAUGGACAGAGACAGCUUUCCUGAGCAGGUGGGCCCUCUCAAGGCCAUCUGUAAAGAAGAGGAUACCUACUGUAGCGAUGUCGAGGGGCAUCCUUGUGUAUCGGCAACUGAACAGAGAAGCGUGCCCGAUUCUGGCGGACAGCUACGGACAGAAUCGAUGGAGUGGGCUUCAGGUGACGCGAGCACAGAGGACAUCAUACGGCCGUGCUACGUGUUGAUUGAGCUUCUGCCUGUAGUUUUGCCUGUCGUGGUGCCAGAAAAAUCCGCCGAGCUGCCGUCUCGCAACACGACGAUCCAGCCCCAGCAUGAUUUUGCCAUGAGUGCGGAAGACCUUGUGGAGGAAAUUCAGUUUGCGGAUGCCACUUGCGAUGAGAACUCCGUGGACGUAUGCUGUCAGGCUGUGGCGCCAGCUCUGGCACGGAGCACAAGGAAGGCGCAGGAUACUCGGCCGUCUCCCCUGGCAGCCCCCACCGAGGAGAGAAAACGCUACUUUUGUGCUUGGUGCAAAGAACCAUUCAAACUGCAGAUUAACUUGGAAGUGCAUUAUAGGUAUUGUCGUCAGAAGCAAAAUCAGCCCAGGCUUCUCUUGAAAGGCCUGAAGGUUCCCUCUGAGCUGGACGCAAGUGGGUCAGGCAGCACUGGGGACUCGGCGGAUUCUGUCCUCCUCCCACAAAAGCCUGCCCAAGGCCCAUCGUCCAACGAUGGCGAGAGGGCCUUCUCGGAUUGCAGACUAUGGCAACUUCAACAGAGACAGAGAGUGGUAAAGUACAAAGACAUGUUUGACGCCAGAAGGGGUACCACCGAGAGAGUGCGCAAAUUGGCGGCGACGACCUGUGCGAUGAAGAAGCUGUGGCGGUGUCUGGAAUGCGAGGAAAAGUUUGUGUACAAGUGGCAAUUCAUGGCUCACCUGCGAAGUUGCACGGAAAACGUGCCUGGGGAAAACCACCUGCCCCCAGAGUCCCAGGGCUUAGCCGCAAAGGGGCUCUCCGACAAUGAGGAAACACAAGAACCGUGUGUCGCACCGGUUCGGCGUCCGAGCACUUCUAAAGGCUCGACGCUAUAUCCAUGCGACAAAUGCGGCAAGAAUUUAAGCAAGUGUUACAUACCCACACACCGUGCCUUCCACGAGGGACAAAGGUACAAGUGUAUGUGGUGCGGGAAAGUCUUCAACUUUCGGAGCGCGGCAGUGAGGCACAAAAAACAGCACUACAAGCUUGAGGAAGACAUCAAGUGUCCCAACUGCGGGAAGCCAGCGGGCGACAAUGAUUGCUUUUGCAUGAUCAAAAAAAUCACUGUCGCUCCCGAUUCGGAUGGCGGGGAACAAUCCAGGCCGGAGGAGCCCAAGUAGCUUUUUUGCAAAAGACAGGCAGUUUUUUUUGUUUUUGACUGCUGCAGGUUCAAGAGAUACCGCAACAAGGGGUUUCAAACGCCACUCCUGCGUGAGAGGUUUGGAACUUCGCUCGGCCUCUCUGCCCAUCUGGAACACUAUGCAAAAUAUGCUUGUUCCAGAUGUUGUGAGAAAUGCCUUUUUCGUCAGCCCCUCGGCAGACACUGGGAAAUACACGUGAACUGUAUAUACAGCUGUACACCAGGAAGACACCACGAAUGAAGUUGCCUUUUAUUUGCUUCUCACUUGCACCCCGGAUCCCGAAGCAGCUUGAUAUGCUCUGCCUGUGGGCACCGGCUUGAGGAUGGAUAAUAGCCAUAAUGUACACCAGCAAUUUUACUUUGUGCCUUAGCUAGAUUUGUAAAUAUUCUGUGAUAAAUCUGGUAUGAUAGAAGGAACGAUGACGUACGGAUCUAUUUCACCAAUGUCUUAAGACAAUGUUUCUCCACCUGGACAGCUGGAAGAUGGGGUGGACUUCAAUUCCCAGAAUUCCCCUGCCAGCUAUGAAUUCUGGGAGUUGAAGUCCAGAACGGACUGUCCUCCAAUAGUCCAGUUGAGAAAUGUUGUUCUAAGAAAUCAAAAAUUAGGGGUGGCAAGGGUGUUUGGGACCUGACUCCAGCACAUGUGGACAACUUGACUUUUUUUCUUUCUUUUUUUUUAACCUCAGCCCACCCAAAUCCUUCUAUCCCUUCCCCAAAGCCUAAUUUAAGGUCCUCACCAUUUUGUGGCUAAUUUUGACUGAUUACUACACUACAACCCGUAAAAAAGUUGUAGGAAAAAAAAAGACAUUUUCAUGGCUGACUUCAAAAUAAUGUUCUUUAAUUUUGGAUGAAUUGCAAACAAAGAGAAGACUGUUUGCCAUGGUUCUGGAUGAAUUUGAAAUGCCAAUUCAUUGUAGCGUAAAUGUAAUUGUCAAUAAAAGCAUAGAUGGAAGUC
Molecule: messenger RNA, 2708 nt
Organism: Pantherophis guttatus
Lineage: Eukaryota; Metazoa; Chordata; Lepidosauria; Squamata; Colubridae
Biological process (GO): regulation of transcription by RNA polymerase II
Cellular component (GO): nucleoplasm; nucleus
Molecular function (GO): DNA-binding transcription repressor activity, RNA polymerase II-specific; RNA polymerase II cis-regulatory region sequence-specific DNA binding
Source: RefSeq, a predicted model, not a curated record